Molecule: messenger RNA, 1522 nt
Organism: Megalobrama amblycephala (Wuchang bream)
Lineage: Eukaryota; Metazoa; Chordata; Actinopteri; Cypriniformes; Xenocyprididae
Gene: f2rl2
Product: coagulation factor II (thrombin) receptor-like 2
Exons: 2
Coding region: 140-1243 (367 amino acids)
Biological process (GO): thrombin-activated receptor signaling pathway; blood coagulation; phospholipase C-activating G protein-coupled receptor signaling pathway
Cellular component (GO): membrane
Molecular function (GO): thrombin-activated receptor activity
Source: RefSeq, a predicted model, not a curated record
UCACGCCCUUCGACGCAGACAUCUAACUUGACGGUUAUCUUAAUAUAUAGAUGACUGAUGUUCAGAACAGACACUUGUACGUCAUGUGUAGUUUGAUGAACAAUACUUUGUAAAAAUUCACUGGAAAAAACUUUCAAGCAUGUGGAGACUAUUUGUGCUGCUGCUAUUACCAUUAAUGUUUGAGGAUUCACUUCAAGAUUCAGCAUCAAUAUAUUCCAGCAUCAAAAUGCCAAAACAUUCAAUUCAGCCAAAAACGUUUUCUGGAACAAUAGCGUUCAAUGGUUCCCUGUUCUCCAACACAUCUUUCCAGCAGCCUGUGAUAAACGCCAAUGCUACCGUCAUCAAUUACACCACUGGAGUUGUCAGCACUAGGAUCAUUCCAUCCGCGUACAUCCUAGCCAUCCUCGUGGGGAUCCCCUCUAACGUCUUUGUGUUGGUUUGCCUCAGUGGAAGAAAGAAUCUUUCCAGCAGUAUCCUAUAUUUUAGCCUAGCAGUUUCAGACCUUCUCCUGCUACUUUCCCUCACACUCAGAGUCCACUAUCACUUCAACAACAACAACUGGAUCUUUGGAGAGCUGGCUUGCAAGGUGGUGACUGCCUGCUUUUAUGGUAACAUCUACUGCUCGAUCCAUGCCCACAUGUGUAUUAGUGUGAUGCGCUACCUUGCAGUGGUCCACCCGUUCCUCUACAGGACAAUGUCGAAACAGUACUGUGCGAUCUGGGCGAGCUUAACCAUUUGGGUGGUUUUAGCUAUUGCGAUGGCACCAGAGUUUCUGGUUCAGCAAAGCUACAGCAUUUCUGGGUUAAAGUUGGUGAUGUGUCAUGAUAUCCAGCCCUAUAAAGAAGCGCCCUACAAAGCUUUAAUUCCAUACAGAUUGAGUCUGAUCUGCCUGGGGUUCAUCCUGCCAUCGCUGGUCAUUGCAUUUGUUUACGGAUCCAUCAUCUACCACCUAAAUCGUUCCAGUCGUGACUGGAAGCACUACAUGAAGGCCAGCACAUUGGUGUUUGGGAUCUUUUUAGUGUGUUUUGCUCCAUGUAGUACACUUCUUUUUGCACACUAUGUGAAGCUGUACACUGAGGAACAGUAUGACUUGUAUUAUUACUACAGAAUAGCCGUAUGUUUGUGUUCCUUCCACAGCUUUCUGGACCCUUUCCUCUCUUGUCUCCUCGCAAAGACUUCAACUUCCCGAGUCAAGUUUAGAUCAUUUAGCUCUAGACCUUUGAAAGCUUUGUCCACUGCCUAAGGCCUUCUAAAUAACAGGAUGUUUUUGUUGCGGACCCUGUAAGGGGGGCUUCCUUAUCUAAAAUGGCUUAACAGUGGUUUAAGGAUGAUAUGGUUGGACUUCCCACUUUGUACUUUAGUAGAGGCUCAUUACUUUGUACGCAAGUGAAGGAAGUUGGAAACUCAAGCUGUAACCAUAAAACAAAGUCAAGCUGAAUACAAAGAACUGUUUAAGUAAUUCAAAUAAGAGAUGUAACCUCUUAGACAUUUCAUUGUUUCAGAGCUGUUAUUCUAUUUCACC